AUGACCUUCACGGAGCAAGAGAGACAAGCCUUGGUGGCUGCGCACAACGACCUGAGGAAAGAGAUUGCCGACGGUACGCUAGAAGGUUACCACGGAAAGCUGCCAUCAGCGAAGAAUAUGUAUCAACUGAUAUACGGCUGUCAAAUGGAGAAGAAACUUCAAGCUGAACUUGACAAAUGUACCGGACGUGCCACGCUCGCGUACCGAUACGGCCAGAACAUUCUUACAAGCUCUUCUCAGACCCUAUAUAGACUUGGAAAAGAGGAUCUGAUAAAGGCCGUUACUGAAAUGUGGGCCAGCCCAAUCAAACACUAUGGGCUAAAAAACGUUACGAACUACGAUGAUGAUCGACUUUACACAUUUGCAAAUAUGGCAUAUGCAAAAACACUACGAUUUGGUUGCGCCUAUAAGCAAUGCGACAUGCUGAAUCCUCAGGAAGUGCAUAUAUCGUGCAUAUACGAUCUCAUGUAA
Molecule: messenger RNA, 471 nt
Organism: Necator americanus (New World hookworm)
Lineage: Eukaryota; Metazoa; Nematoda; Chromadorea; Rhabditida; Ancylostomatidae
Exons: 4
Coding region: 1-471 (156 amino acids)
Source: RefSeq, a predicted model, not a curated record